Molecule: messenger RNA, 2208 nt
Organism: Arachis stenosperma
Lineage: Eukaryota; Viridiplantae; Streptophyta; Magnoliopsida; Fabales; Fabaceae
Product: transcription factor DIVARICATA-like
Exons: 2
Coding region: 1023-2015 (330 amino acids)
Molecular function (GO): DNA binding
Source: RefSeq, a predicted model, not a curated record
GAGGGAAGUUCUGCUGUGGAAUUGCAAGGAGUAUCCACAAACAAGAUUACAUCCAAUCACAGCUCACCACCUUCAUUACACUCAUUUUUGUUUUUCAGCAAAUUCAUUGCUUCAACCUCUGUUUGCUGUUUACUCUCUUUUCAUCUUCCUAUAUUAUUAGCCAUAGCCUUUUUUCAAUUUGGAGCUUCCUAUUCCUUUUUUGUGCUAAGUUGCUUUUCUUUACUGUUAUUGUUUUCUUCACCCUUUUUUUCCCAGCAAAAGGGUGAAAGAACAGUUUUUUUUUUUUCUUUCUAUAUAUUUUUUUGAAUGAAUUUUUCUGUACCAUUCUCACUUGUUCAUAAAUUCAGAAUCUUUCUGCUGUUUUCCUAAUUGGGUUUGCAACUUUCAUUGCUUUGUGUUCAUACCCUUUUGCCUUUCCUUGGCUUCUGAUUGGUUUCCCAAUUGGGAUAUAAGCUCAAACUGAAACUGCAGCAGAAUUUGAAAAAAAAAAAUUCACUUUUUUUGUUUUUAUUUCUCACAAAAUUAGUUCUUUUUUUGGGUAUUAUUUUUACUCUUUAUGAUGAACCAUAUGAGCUGAUUUUAGAUUUAGUCCCUUUCUGAUUUUUGUUUCUUUCUGGGUUUUGAGCUAUCUAAUUCUCAGUUUCAAUUUAGUUUUAGAGAGGGAAUUAGAUCUCAUAAGUGGUUCAUGGGUUAUCCUAUUUAGACCAAUUAGAUAACAGAUAAGAGUCUUCAACAUCAAUUUGGAGCAUUCUCUUUAAUAUUUUUGGUUUUUUAAAAUAAAGUUGGUCUUUUCUAGAUUCCUGAGGAGCCUCAACUCAAUGUUAUAAAAAAGAGAAAAAGUACUAUUCUGAUUCUUUUUUUUUUUUUUUUCAAAAAAGAAACAAAUGCUUGUGGAUUUUUAUCCCUGAUAUUUUUAUCCCUUUUCUGUUCCUCUAAAAUUCCAUCACACAUUGAAUUUGCUCAAACUUUGAUACUUUAUGCAUCACUAGUGUUUUCAUGCAUGUAAGCUGUUUGAUGAUUUGAUGAAGUGGGAAAUGGAAAUAUUGUCUCCAACUACAACACCUUAUAAUCCAAAUUCCAACCUCAGCAACACCAACAACACCUUCAAUUGGCUUCUUGGAGAUGGAAGGAGCGCAAGAUGGACACCGGAAGAGAACAAACUCUUCGAAAAUGCGCUGGCCGUUCACGACAAGGACACGCCGGACCGGUGGCACCAGGUGGCUGCAAUGAUACCUGGGAAGACAGUUGGAGAUGUUAUCAAGCAAUACAAGGAAUUAGAAGUUGAUGUGUGUAACAUUGAGGCUGGUUUGAUCCCGGUUCCGGGGUAUAGUACUACUUCACCAUUUACCUUAGAAUGGGUGAAUUCUCAAGGGUAUGAUGAUGGAUUUAAAGGACUAAGUGGAAAGAGACCUUCUUCUUGCUCAGUGAAGCCACCUGAGCAAGAAAGGAAGAAAGGAGUGCCAUGGACUGAAGAAGAACAUAAAUUGUUCUUGCUUGGUUUGAAGAAGUAUGGGAAAGGUGACUGGAGAAACAUUUCGCGAAAUUUCGUGAUAACAAGAACACCAACACAGGUUGCAAGCCAUGCUCAGAAGUACUUCAUAAGGCAACUUUCCGGAGGCAAAGACAAAAGGAGAGCAAGCAUCCAUGACAUAACAACAGUUAAUGUCACUGAAACCGGAACAUCUUCUUCAGAAGACACCAAAAGUUCUAUGAUGCUCUCACAGCAGCAGCAGCAACAAAAUUCUAGUUCUGCUGCAACUAUACCAAGAACUCAUCAUUUUCAGUGGAAUAAUCAACAACCAAAUAAUGCAGCAGGAGGAGUAGCUAUGGAAAAAGUUUUCAAUUCUCCUUAUGGUGUUAACUCAUUUGGGGUUACAAUAAUGGAAGGGCAAAAUCUGAACAAGAGUGUUGAAUCUUCUUCAUCUUCUUCUUACUUAGGACCUCAGACACAGAACCUGGUUUUUCAAAUGCAACAACAAUCCUCACAACAACAACAACACUAUUCCCAUGCAUAAAUUGGCCUCUUUUGCAUUUGGCAAUUAUAUGGAUGGCUUGGAACCAAUAAAUAUUUCUUGCUUUAUCAGAUCAGAUCUUUAAUUUUCUUUUCCCAAUGUGAAUAUCUUGGUUUGGAGUAUUGGUUUAGAAUUUAGAUCUUGAUCUAUGAACUUUGACAUUUGUUUAAUUUACUUCAACAAAAUAUUUAAGUCC